UAGUAAUUUUUACACGCGUGUUUAUUUUACGAACACCGUUCAAAAUGUCUGCGCCCAUUGGGAACUUUCAGUUUGAGCUGGAACAAUCUUUGCAAGCAGCAAAAUCGAGAGGUUUACUGCGAAAAAUUACAGACGAGAAAUCAGAGGAUGUGUUCAUCAAAACAUAUGGGCAACUCGUUAAAAUAAAUGACAUAGAAUGGGUGACUGUAUUCUUUGAUAACUGUCACAAGCUGAACAUUAAGGCAAGUGAGAAUGCAAGUGGCUUUAGAAAUGAAGGGAACAGAUUGUUUCAAAGAAAGAUAUACAAAGAGGCAGUCUCAAAAUACACACAGGCAGUCUUGAAUGGCCCAAAAGAAUCUGAAGAGCUUGCACUGGCAUAUGGGAACAGAUCUGCUGCUUUAUACAGGAUUGGAUCUUAUCAGGAAUGUCUAGCUGAUAUAGAAGAAGCUCUGAAGUGUGGAUUUCCGUCUUCUCUCUGCCAUAAGUUACUGCUUAGAAAGGCACAAUGUAUGAGCCAUCUUGGACAACAUGAGGACACUCAAUUAUGUUUAGAGGUGCUGCAGAAAAAAUUGUCAGGCUUAGAUCUUGAUGCAAGUAAAAAAGAUGUUAUUUUGAAGGAAAUAUCAGAGAUACAAAGUUUACAUAAGUCAAAUGUAUGUAAGAAUAAGCAAGAGAUUCAGAACGUCAGGCCAGAGGUAUCAUAUGGCUGUAAUCCAGUACUGGUUCAAGCCUCCAGUGCAGUUGUCAUGAGCACAAGCCCAGCUAAAGGAAGAUAUUUAACUGCUUGCAAAGAUAUGAAAGCUGGAGACACAUUGAUAGUAGAAAGACCAUUUGCUGCCGUCUUGCUCCCAGACCACUACCCCACACACUGCCAUCACUGUUUUCAAAAGUUAUCAAUAGCUUAUCCGUGUAGACAAUGUACAAUGGUAAGAUAUUGUAGUCCAGAUUGUGAGACUUCAAGCUGGAAUGUUUAUCAUCAUGUCGAAUGUAGAUAUCUGCAACUGCUUCAUUCAGUUGGUAUAGCUCACUUGAGUUUAAGAAUAAUUCUUGUAGCUGGACUUAAAUAUUUACUAGAUUUCAAGGCUGAACAAAAUACAAUCAAGGUGAAGGAUACAAUGGGCCUGGAUGAAAAUGGUCAAUAUACAGGCAAUUACCAGCCUGUGUACAAUCUAAUGACACAUUGUGAAGACAUGACAGUCGAGGAUUUAUUUCAGUAUACUAUGACAGCUGAAUUAUUGUUAAAGAUACUUCAACAUUCCGGUUGGCUGGGAAAUAAAUCAGGUCUUACGGAUAGAACAGAUGAGGAAUCAUGUAUUAUAGGAGGUUUAUUAUUGAGGCAUAUUCUACAGUUAGUCUGUAAUGCGCAUGCUAUCACAGAAUUACAGUGCAAUCAGCAAACAAAUGAUAGUAUAGUGGAAGAAAAGAGUCAAGUUAGAAUAGCAACAGCUAUAUACCCUACAGCUAGCCUGAUGAAUCAUUCCUGUGACCCAACUAUCAUAUCAAGUUUCUGUAAGAAUAUUUUAGUUGUACGUGCUGUAAAAGAUGUAAAAACAGGAGAGGAAAUAUUCAACUGUUAUGGACCACACUAUAAACGAAUGGGAUGGAGUGAACGUCAGCAAUGUUUGAAGGAACAAUAUUUCUUUGAAUGCCAGUGUAGUCCAUGUGUAGAAGGGGAGGCCAGUGAAGCUUUAUAUAUGAGUUACAGCUGCAACUGUUGUUCAGGACCUCUAAUGAGAACACCAUCAUCACAGUAUGUUUGUCAACAGUGUAAACAAGUGGGAACAGCUGAUGUAAAAAGCGCUGAAAGAGCUGCCAAGUUAUUCCAGCAUGGACUAGACUGCUUACAUGAAAAUAGAAUAAAAGGUGCAAUAGAAGUGUUAGAGGAGUGCCACACUAUAAGAAGAUCUAUACUGUAUAAACACAACAAACUGUUGGCUGAUGCUCAAGAUUGUCUCGCAAGAUGUUAUGCUAUGACUGGAAAUUUUAAAAAGGCUUUAAAAUACCUCAGAGAGAGUGUCAAAACAGUUGAAAUUAUGUUUGGAGAAAAUAGCAUUGAAUUUGCCAAUGAACUGCAAAAAUUGUCAGAGACAUUGAUUGGUGCACAAGAUUGGAAGGAAGCUCUCUCAACCAAUGAAAGAGCUUGUGAAAUAUUUGAAAGGAAUUAUGGGAAGUCACAUGAUACAGUCCAAGAGCUCACUGCAUCUAGAGACAAAUUAUUACAAAUUCUGUGUAGUUAGUAUUGAAAUAUUUCAUAUAAUUUGUUGAAAAUUUGUAACUUUAAUGAAAUGAAAUCUAAAA
This is a messenger RNA of Ruditapes philippinarum (Manila clam), 2298 nucleotides long. RefSeq names its product SET and MYND domain-containing protein 4-like. The transcript is spliced from 19 exons. Bases 45 to 2237 code for a protein of 730 amino acids. The record is from RefSeq and is a predicted model, not a curated record. Gene Ontology annotation, molecular function: protein binding. Lineage: Eukaryota; Metazoa; Mollusca; Bivalvia; Venerida; Veneridae.